This is a messenger RNA of Orussus abietinus, 1404 nucleotides long. Its product is annotated as U3 small nucleolar ribonucleoprotein protein IMP4. The coding region runs from base 260 to 1195 and encodes 311 amino acids. Gene Ontology annotation, cellular component: Mpp10 complex; small-subunit processome; nucleolus. The record is from RefSeq and is a predicted model, not a curated record. The transcript is spliced from 2 exons. Gene Ontology annotation, biological process: rRNA processing. Lineage: Eukaryota; Metazoa; Arthropoda; Insecta; Hymenoptera; Orussidae. Gene Ontology annotation, molecular function: rRNA primary transcript binding; snoRNA binding.
UCCAUGCAUGUCCGUCACUGAGAUCGCUAGGAUACACCAGGAUACUUUUUGUCCAAUACCAAGGAUGAGUGCUCUGGAGUUAUAACUUGUUAUAACUAGUUAUCAGAGAUAUCUUUGUAGUUUUAACCAAUGACCAACCAAUCAACCAACCAACAUUUUAGGUUAGGCAUCUUUACCGGUGAUGUGUUACUCCAUUUGACUCAUUUAAAUCCAUGUGUCUGAUUAUAGUUCUCUAGGUGACUUACUUUAACAAGGCACAAUGUUACGAAGACAAGCCCGUCUCAGGAGAGAGUACUUGUACAGGAAAUCCAUUCAAGACAAGUUGAAAAACAUUCAAGAAAAAAAGGAGAGACUCAAACGUAGUUUGGAAGAAAACAUUCCUAUACAUCCAGAUUUAAGGAAAACUGCUUUGCACUUGCAGAGAAAGAUAGAUUGGGAAGAUGCAGGGCCAGAAUUGGCAGCUGCCAUGGGUACAGAGAUGGGUGGUACAACUGGAUCGCACGAGGAUGACGAAUAUCGUUGGGCAGGUGUUGAAAACCCAAAGAUUGUAAUUACCACUUCUCGUGAUCCUAGUGCUCGCCUGAAAAUGUUUGUGAAAGAAUUGAGACUUAUAUUUCCUAAUGCACAAAGGCUAAAUCGUGGUAAUUAUGAAAUGAAGCAGUUGAUUCAUGCAUGUCGUGCCAAUGAUGUCACAGAUUUUAUAAUAGUUCACGAGCAUCGAGGUGUUCCCGAUUCCCUUGUUAUUUGCCAUUUACCAUAUGGCCCAACAGCUUAUUUCACAAUGUCUGGAGUUAUCAUGCGUCAUGACAUACCUGAUAUUGGAACAAUGUCGGAACAAUAUCCACAUUUAAUUUUUCAUAAUUUCAAAACAAAGUUAGGUGAACGAGUUACGAGCAUUCUAAAGUAUUUAUUUCCUGUUCCUAAAGAAGACAGUAAGCGAGUCAUUACUUUUGCCAAUCAUGAUGACUAUAUCAGUUUCCGUCACCAUACAUACAAGAAAAUAAAAGGAAAGGACAUCGAAAUAACAGAAGUAGGGCCUAGAUUUCAAUUAAAAUUGUAUGAAAUUAAAAUGGGAACAUUAGAUAGUGUGGCAGCAGCUGAUACUGAGUGGGCAAUGAGACCAUACAUGAAUACAAACUAUAAAAGAAGAUUUUUAUCCGAUGAAGAUGGUUGGCAACAAGAGGAUGAUUUCUAACCUGUUAUUAUAUUGUACAUAUAUUAAAAGUAUUAUUACACAUUUUCUACCAAACUAGUACCCUUUUUUGUUUUACCAUACUUGCAAUCAAUCUUCAUUAAUGAAACUCUAUCAAACCAUUAAUAUUUAAAAUAGACUAAAAAUCAGUGAUCUUUACUAUUUAGAAAGAUAAAAUUAACAGUACUCAAUAAAAUAGUAAUCAUUUUUAA